Molecule: messenger RNA, 2911 nt
Organism: Alosa alosa (allis shad)
Lineage: Eukaryota; Metazoa; Chordata; Actinopteri; Clupeiformes; Clupeidae
Exons: 4
Coding region: 64-1695 (543 amino acids)
Biological process (GO): positive regulation of cell size; positive regulation of translation
Source: RefSeq, a predicted model, not a curated record
GAGGGGGUGCGAGGUGCACCGGGAGCGGAGGAAAGUUGGAGGAAGAGAAGAAAAGCCCAUUCAAUGCUAAAUCAAGUGGCGGGAACCGGACGACAGGCUCUGUGCACCACACCUCCUCUGAGCCGACCGGACUUCUCCAUCAUGUUCGCAGACGCCAGGCAGGGAGGCCGGGACAGCGUCUACCAAAACAACAACGGCACGCACCACCACCACCUCCCGUGGCCACACAAGGUACCGGGCUUUCCACGGGAGCUGAGACGCGCCGACAGUGAACACAAGAGGACAUGUGACAAAAACGGGAGCCUGCGCUUCGUGGCAAAAGAGCACACAGCGAAAUCUCACGAGAGCACGGGCAGCAGCGGCGACCUUUCAAACAGACCCUGGCGUCAGACAAAGCUGCCUUUUGCCGCGCGGGACGGCCGCGAGCAGCCAGAUGUGGCCGGAUACAGCUGUGCGCCGGAGGCGAGCCCUGUGAGGUGGAACAGGUCUGUGGGACAGGAGCAGAAACACUGCCUGUUUGUGAGGGACUACUACAGAGAAUGCCGCUUUGUUGAGCACUGCCACCAGACCGACACACACCCCUCCUCAAGAAAGUGCUCGCCUGCUCCACCGACACAGUUCAAAGGUCAAGAAAACUGUGGAGCGUCUGUUUACAGCCAGGGACAACAGCAGGGCUGUGUGAGAGAGCCCUUUCAGAGAGAGCCAUAUGGAGCUGACAUGCCUGACACAGGUAAACAAGACCCCGCUCCACACGACUACUUAAAAAACACUUUAAAUUCUGAUUCUGAUUGCAAAGUGGAUAGCAGCAAGGGGGAUCAGGUUGCACCCAAGGUCCUUCCACAGGAAAGCCUAGAUAAAUCCAGCUCCAGUAACUCUCCCAUCCUCCCAUACAAAGUUUCACGUGGGGAGCUGGCUUCUGCUAACAAGCAGCUGCAGCAGCAUCAACAGAGCCAUUCCCAAAUGGGGGAGAUCACAACUAAUGCUGAGCGGCUGCCCUCCAGUGCAGCACAGGGACCGAAGCCCGCUCCAAAGCCAGAGCCCAAACCCGAGCCGUGCCUGCCGUGGCCAAAGAAGAAACAGAGGGCCGUUCGGGACCAAAUCCGACGAGUCGUUGUGGAACUGGAGGGGAUUUUGCAUGGCCUAAAAGAGGUUCAUCUGGAGAUAAAAGAGGUGGUCCAACAGAUUGAGCUUCUGACCUCAGACAUUGACCUCACGGGGGACGAGCCACACGCCGGUCUCCAUAGUGACACGCUGGGCAGCAGCAGCUCCAGCGGGGUGAUGGUGGGCUGCUUGCGGGCGGAGGGGGACGACAGGGGGGAUGUGGAGUCGAGCAGAGCAGACAGUGUCCCCUCCUCCCAAAAGAGCGUCGCCUCGGAGAGCAGCAGCCCUGUGUCGUCCAGCACUGUGGCCAACGCCAGAACACAGCACAGUCAGAACUCUAAUGAGGACCACAACACCUCGCCAAAUUACCCACUUAACACUGAUUCUCCACCAGCUAUCCAAUUUAGUGGCCCCAGGCCAAAGGGCAGGAGAGAGGGAAUAAAACCAGCCCUCUUGAGGGCAGUUACUCUAGGAGCCAGGGGCAAGAAGCCCCCACCGUACCCCCACCAGCACCCCAAAACUACCAGGGCAGACAAGGGAAGGGAUUGUCCCCCGUACCCAGUGAAACGCAGGCUGCUCUCCACCACCGUCUGAGGGACUCGGGGCGCCAGGGCUGCUGCCACUGCUGGCUGGCACAGUUCUCACCAGCUGUGAGAGGUCGGUCUCCACGGUGACAGGAACCUUUCAGAAAGACCCACGGGACUACUGAGGGAGCAUGCACCACCACCAGCUAAUACACACCCUGAGGACUGAUGCUACAGUAGAUUGGGUGCUGCUGCUGCAUAUGGAGUUGUAUGGAGGCCACGAGACAAGCGUCUGCUCAGUGCACUGGAGUUGUGGAGGACUCGGACCAGAUCCUGCCGUCCCGUACUGCGCAGUCCGCUCUCGUACUCACUACACCACUCAUUUCUAGAUCACGGGCCCUGCACAGAAACAGGACUUGCGACAGAAACAACGCUUCCUGUCUGGCGUGCCGGAGGACGAUUAAGGAUUCUGGGUCACCGGUGUGGCCUGCUUAUCCUCCACUCAGGGCAAAGCGAUUGGUGCAUCAUGUUUUGACUCGUGCAGAGGAGAAGACAAAUGAUUUUGACAUCAUGGCUGGUCCAGGGAGAGCUAACAAAUAUCCCCAUCACUGUUCAACAAUCAGUCAAGCAUGGUUUAAUAGGACAGCACAGCUUAACAGAAAUGUGAGCCUCUCGUAAACAGCACAUCACCUACACAGAGAGCCUGUGAGCACGAUACACGUGCGGCCCUCUGUAAGAUGCAAGCCGUUCACACUCCGUUGUAUGUGCAUGAUUACAUUCUUCCACAAAUCUGAUCUAAAAGCUAAUCAAGCAAAUCAUGGCACUAAAAGAACAAUAGACUGGAAUGUUGGAGUCAUAUCCAUCAGACUAAACUGUGAUGUAAAUCUGUUAAGACGACUUGCCUACUACAGGAAGGAUGCAUGCAAGUUCAGACUUACUUUAUACCUUUAAACAUCAUACUGAACUUCACAUAUCAACACUAGCUGUACUCUAAAGGUUUUAUUCCAGCCACUUUAAAUGAAGCAAUAAGAGUAUUAGCAACUGAUGGGAUAAUAUUAGGGCCCUGAUGUCUUAGCUUGGAGUCAUCAAGGUCAAGCAGACCUGUUUGAUUAAUUGAAACCAAAAUGUACCUUGAACUUCAACAUUCUGUAAUGUAUUCUUAUAUGUAAAAUCUUUUAUGCUGCAGCAAUUGUUGUGAAUGUAUUACUAUGGAAUACCUUCUCCAGAAAUAUUACACAAAAGGUGAACACAAAGCAUUCAUGAUCUCAAUAAAGACAAUCAUUGUA